AUGCAUCAACAAUUAUACCAAAAGGUCUCACAAAGGAUUCAAAAUAAACGUCAACGUCGACAUGAAAGGAAACAAUAUAUACAAUCACUAUUAACCGCAACAAAUGAUGAAGACGAAAAGGCAGACGAAGAAAUAUUACAAGAACAAGAACAAUCAAAUUUGGCUGACGUUCAUCCAGAAUUAAGUGACGUUGAAAAUCUUUUUUUGGUCGACGAAUAUCAUGAUGAGGAUGACGAAGAAUCCCAAUUCUUGACUACACUUUAA
This is a messenger RNA of Didymodactylos carnosus, 264 nucleotides long. Lineage: Eukaryota; Metazoa; Rotifera; Eurotatoria; Philodinida; Philodinidae. The record is from the annotation of a GenBank genome assembly.